GCUAGUUACAGGAACUGCUGGGCAACAGAAAGGAAACUCUGAGGAGAAGCAGGAGAUUACUGGAUAAAUCAAUCAUUUUCCCUAUGAAUUUUAUAUUGUUUAUUUUUGUUUCUGGGGUUCUUUCUUUACAGGACCCCAAUACGACUUCCCAUGGUGGUGGUGAGAUGUGGGCACCUAGCGCUCUGAAAGAAUAUAAACAGGAACCGGAAAUUAAGGAGAAUUCCCCUGCUAAUGAGAAAAGUGGCAAUUAUUAUAAAGAUAUAAAACAAUAUGUGUUCACAACGCAAAAUCCAAAUGGCAGCCAGUCUGAAAUAUCCGUGAGAGCAACAACAGAUUUGCAAUUUGCUCUAAGGAACUAUAAACUUGUCAAUGAAACAACUAUAUCACCUACUGGAAAAGGCACCAGUGAAGAAAAUCCUACAGAACACUAUGGGAAAAAAACUCGAAGACCAAGCAAGGGUCCAAAUGAGCCUGCAUUUUGGACAAUGUUAGCUAAAGCUUUAAAUGCAACACCAACAGCAGAGGAGAUUGAAGAAAAAGAUCAAUUAUUUCGCCCAAUUCCAAACUCUGAUUUGAAUGCUACCAGUGAAGACACCCUGACCAAGCUACAGGAAAUCAAGUUAAAACUAAUGCUGGGCAUCUCGUUGAUGACCCUCUUCCUUUUUGUUAUCCUCUUGGCAGUCUGUAGUGCCAUGCUGUACAAAGUGAAGACAAUUAAUUAUAAAAGUAGAUAUCAGACUGAAUACACCGUCAACCCAGAGCUGGCAACUCUGUCUUAUUUUCAUCCAUCAGAAGGCGUAUCAGACACAUCUUUUUCUAAGAGUGCUGAGAGCAGCACGUUUUGGGGCACCACUUCUUCAGAAUUGAGAAAAACAGACACAAGGUCAAAAUCUAGAACGACGGACAUGGUUUCCACAGCCUCAGAUGAUACAGGCGGGAAUGAUGAUACAGGCGGGAAUGAUGAGUCAGAUUUAAUUCAGAGUGAGGAACCAAGCGAAGAAACACCCACUGAUGAAUAGACGACUUUAAAUUUUUGUAAGGAAAGAAGUUUCUUUGUGACUCCCAUUAAGGUCACGAUUUGGAAACUCUGCUGAGAAAUUUAAAUUUUCUGGUGUCUGAGAAG
Ailuropoda melanoleuca (giant panda) is the source of this 1123-nucleotide messenger RNA. It is a transcript of the gene EQTN, whose product is annotated as equatorin. Bases 84 to 1019 code for a protein of 311 amino acids. The transcript is spliced from 8 exons. NCBI's taxonomy places the organism in Eukaryota, Metazoa, Chordata, Mammalia, Carnivora, Ursidae. Gene Ontology annotation, cellular component: plasma membrane; outer acrosomal membrane; inner acrosomal membrane. The record is from RefSeq and is a predicted model, not a curated record. Gene Ontology annotation, biological process: acrosomal vesicle exocytosis; fusion of sperm to egg plasma membrane involved in single fertilization; endocytosis.